Trematosphaeria pertusa is the source of this 2053-nucleotide messenger RNA. RefSeq names its product nuclear distribution protein PAC1. The transcript has 4 exons. Gene Ontology annotation, biological process: nuclear migration; vesicle transport along microtubule; microtubule organizing center organization. Gene Ontology annotation, cellular component: kinetochore; cytoplasmic microtubule; nuclear envelope. Gene Ontology annotation, molecular function: microtubule plus-end binding; dynein complex binding. The coding region runs from base 303 to 1691 and encodes 462 amino acids. The record is from RefSeq and is a predicted model, not a curated record. NCBI's taxonomy places the organism in Eukaryota, Fungi, Ascomycota, Dothideomycetes, Pleosporales, Trematosphaeriaceae.
GACACAGCGACCCAUGACGGGACCCUCGAUAUUCUUUCUGCGCGCCCGCAACCCAACCCCACACGCCAGUCGCUUCUCUGUGAUUGCCCUCGCUGUCCCUUUGCUCGCGCCGCACCUCCCUUUGACGCGGCCAGCCCGCCGCUACACCCCCGUACCGGCCUGCCGCUCACCGCAAAUCCCCUCGCCAAGAUUUCGACUACGACGCCCAAACACUGCGCAUAAACCUCCCCUACGCCGGACCCCGCCCGUUCGAGUCUAUGGUCGCCGCCACAGGCGAUCUCGCAUGAGGACACAUUUGCGCCAUGAGUGCCAUAUUAACGGAUCGACAAGCGGAAGAGCUUCACAAAGCUAUCCUUGCCUACCUAAGUGUUAUAAAUGCGCCAAAAACUGCUGCCGCAUUCCGAGAGGAGGUGAAUAUCUCACCCAGUUUCGAUGAUGCCACCCGAAAGAAGUAUGAGGGGCUGCUCGAGAAGAAAUGGACGAGCGUAGUGAGACUGCAGAAGAAGGUUCUUGAGCUUGAACAGCGCAAUAUCAGCCUCCAGAGCGAGCUGGAUUCCACCACACCCACCUCUCUCCUCCGCAGAAACCAGGAUCCCACGAGCUGGCUACCUCGGUCACCCGCACGCCACACGCUCCAGUCUCACCGCCAGCCGGUAACAUGCGUCGCAUUCCACCCUAUAUUUUCUUCGCUCGCUUCAGGCUCCGAGGAUACAAGUAUCAAAAUUUGGGAUUGGGAACUAGGGGAGUUGGAACGGACCGUCAAGGGCCACACCAAGGGCGUGCUCGACGUGGAUUUUGGCGGACCAAGAGGGGGAACGCUUUUGGCGUCGUGCUCAAGCGACUUGACCAUUAAGCUGUGGGAUCCGUCGGACGAAUACAAGAAUAUUCGGACGCUCCCGGGCCACGACCACUCCGUCUCCUCCAUUCGCUUCAUUCCCAGCGGCGCCGCGGGCUCGCCUGCGUCUGGUAACCUUUUAGUCUCCGCGUCUCGGGACAAGACACUGAGGAUAUGGGACGUCACAACGGGAUACUGCGUCAAAACAAUACGAGGACACGCCGACUGGGUGCGCGACGUUGCACCAAGUUUUGAUGGGAGGUGGCUUGUCUCCGCUGGAAACGACCAGACUGCCCGACUGUGGGAUGCCAGCUCUGGAGAAGCAAAAUGCACAUUUCUAGGACACGAGAACACCAUCGAAUGCGUUGCCAUUGCACCGCCGGUAUCCUACGCCAAUCUUGCCUCGCUCGCUGGUCUUAAGAAGCCACCGCCCUUGAGUAGCUCCGCCGAAUUCAUAGCUACCGGCUCACGAGAUAAAACAAUAAAGAUUUGGGAUGGUCGAGGAACCUUGAUCAAAACACUUGUUGACCAUGACAACUGGGUCCGCGGCUUGGUUUUCCACCCUGGAGGCAAAUAUCUACUCUCCGCAAGCGAUGACAAGACAAUUCGCUGUUGGGAUCUGACACAAGAGGGGCGCUGCGUAAAGGUGGUAUCCGACGCGCAUUCGCACUUUGUGAGCUGCAUACGAUGGGCGCCAAACGUCGUCAAAGACGUACGAGUCAAUGGAGACGCGGCGAAUGGGACAACGGUUAAUGGCCUGACCAAGAAGAAAGAAGAGGAGGCAGCCAAGGCGGGAAUAAGAUGCGUUAUUGCAACUGGGAGCGUGGACCUCGAUGUCCGCAUCUUCGCUUCAUAAAGUGGCAGCCAACGCCCGAAGAACGCGCACAGCUGACUAUCCGGAUCCCGCUGGGAAGCAAACUCUGCAACACAGUACUUUUAGAACGACGUUGGAGCAAGAUUUUGGACGAACCUGACUGGCUGCACGACUUUAUACUUCCUGCUACGGUCCUUGGGUACGGCGAUAGAAUCCCCGGCCUCUAAUUUCAUCUCGGCGGGCCAUUUGCAAUCUCUUCUUUGACUUUUGUUUUGACGAGAUCAUGUAUAGCGGCGUUCUGGGGAGGGAGAGAUCGAUGAUAUAGGCGCGCGGCGGAUCAGUUUGGCUCAUGCAUAGAAUAAGGCGAUAGCCUUCAACCACUUAAUACCAUUACUUAUACACCA